CAGCUGGUGGCGCUGUAACUACCAUUGCGAGUAACCGCCAGCGUAGAAGAAAUUGGAAGAAACCAUAUAUGUUGGGAUAAGGAUCCAUGACUAUGCAAUGUAUUGGCGCUUUCAAGGGAUAGUACGGUAUUUGAUGAACGAGGCUAGUCCCUUGGAGCGAACCUUAUCAGACAAAUAAAUAUAUAAUGGCAACAACAUGCAGAUACAUCGUGCAGAGAACACUCUUUGCACUUUUAGCGCACAGAGUUUGUCAUCGGCACUUCACUUCGACUUCAAAUCAAGGACGCCUCAUUCGGACACCUCUUCUCCGACAAUCGAGCUGCCGUUUGUCCAACACUUCUACUACUGGGAACAGCUCUUUGUCUUUUAGGACUCACACCUGUGGACAACUGAGAUCUGAGCAUGUUGGAGAGAAGGUCACGUUGUGUGGAUGGGUCCAGUACCUGAGACAAGACUUGUUUGUCAUUCUACGAGACUUUAGUGGCCUAACUCAAGUACUUAUACCUCAGCAGGAAUCUGCAAGCAAUCUUAAAGAAGUACUGUGUAACCUGACAGCUGAAUCUGUCAUCAAAGUUACUGGGACAGUUAGACAACGGCCAGCGGGACAGGAAAACAAGGGGAUGCCAACAGGAGACAUUGAAGUCUUUGCUGAGAAUGUGGAAGUUUUCAAUGUGUGCAGGAAGUUGCCAUUUGAAAUUAAAGACUUUGUUAAGAAAUCAGAGUCUGUACGCAUGCAGUUUCGCUACCUGGACCUGAGAUCUUCUUGUUUGCAAAAAAAUCUCCGACUGAGGUCCCAACUCGUGAUGAAGAUGAGAGAUUAUCUAUGUAAUACGCAUGGUUUUGUUGAUGUAGAAACUCCAACAUUGUUUAAAAGAACACCAGGGGGAGCCAAAGAGUUUGUGGUUCCAUCCAGAGACCCAGGUCGUUUCUAUUCCCUUCCACAGAGUCCUCAGCAGUUCAAGCAACUUCUCAUGGUGGCUGGUAUUGACAGGUACUUCCAGAUUGCUCGGUGCUAUCGAGAUGAAGGCUCCAAACCAGAUCGGCAGCCCGAGUUCACCCAGGUCGACAUAGAAAUGUCCUUUGUGGACCAGGCAGCCAUCAUGUCCCUCGUGGAGGGCUUGUUGCACUACUCCUGGCCUGCCGAGAAAGGCCCCCUCACAGUUCCUUUCCAUAUCAUGACAUACGAAGAGGCCAUGAAGAACUACGGGGUGGACAAACCUGAUACUAGAAUCGGCAUGAAGCUGAUGGACCUCAGAGAUGUUUUCCUGUCCACAGAUAUUGAUUUCUUCAAAUCAGCUGUUAGCCGACCAGAUAGCUCCGUUUUGGCCAUCUGUGUCCCCAGUGGAGCUAAAAUAUUUACUGGAAAAGAUUUAGAAAGACUGAAACAAUCGUCUCGGACCCAUUUCGACCAGGAGAUGAGUUUGGUACUGGUCAGAGGAGACAGAACGCUGAAGUCUCCUCUGAAGAAGGCGUUGUCGGCCUCUACCACUGAUGCUUUACUGGAGAAGACUGGAGCCGAACCUGGAGACUUGCUCCUGAUAGCUGCUGGUCCCUAUGAAGUUCUGCGCCCAAUGCUGGGUAAUCUUCGAUUGCGGUGUGCAGAGCUCCUGGAGUGUCAUGGCUUCCCAGUGCAUAACUCUUCGCCCUUCCAUUUUCAUUGGGUGGUGGAUUUUCCUCUAUUCUUGCCUAAAGCAGAUGACCCAAAACAGCUUGAGUCUGCUCAUCAUCCAUUUACUGCUCCAGUGCCAGAGGACACUCAGUUACUAUACACAGAGCCAGAAAAAGUUCGUGGUCAGCACUAUGAUCUUGUGUUGAACGGAUGUGAGAUCGGAGGAGGUUCAAUCCGUAUCCACAAGGCUUCAGAGCAACUUCAUGUCUUAAAGAAUAUCCUCAAGGAAGAUCCCACUGUUCUUUCUCACCUCCUGGAAGCUCUGGACUCUGGCGCCCCACCACAUGGUGGUAUUGCACUUGGUUUGGAUCGACUGGUUUCCAUCAUGGUGGGUGCUUCCACUAUACGUGAUGUCAUAGCCUUCCCCAAGUCAUUCCGUGGUCAUGACCUUAUGAGUCAGGCCCCAGACUUUGUUUCAGAAGAGGAGCUACAGUCCUACCAUAUUACAGUCAAAUUGCCAGAAUAGACGGGAGGAGAAGAAAAAGAGAAGUGUGGCGAUAUAAAAGGAACAUACAAUGACACUCAAUAAAACGUGGCUUUCUGCA
Messenger RNA from Syngnathoides biaculeatus (alligator pipefish), 2214 nucleotides. RefSeq names its product aspartyl-tRNA synthetase 2, mitochondrial (gene dars2). Gene Ontology annotation, molecular function: nucleic acid binding; ATP binding; aspartate-tRNA ligase activity. The transcript has 18 exons. The record is from RefSeq and is a predicted model, not a curated record. Bases 186 to 2135 code for a protein of 649 amino acids. Gene Ontology annotation, cellular component: cytoplasm; mitochondrion. Lineage: Eukaryota; Metazoa; Chordata; Actinopteri; Syngnathiformes; Syngnathidae. Gene Ontology annotation, biological process: aspartyl-tRNA aminoacylation.